AUGGAGUUCUCCCUCGGUGACAAAGUAUUUCUCAAGGUGUCACCCACCAAAGGUGUGAUGCGGUUCAGUAAGAAGGGCAAACUAAGUCCGAGAUUCAUUGAGCCUUACGAAAUCCUUACGAAGGUCGGACCAGUGGCUUAUCGGUUAGCACUCCCACCCUCUUUGGAUGGCAUGCAUGAUGUCUUCCAUGUGUCCAUGUUACUAAAGUACAUGCAUGACCCAAGCCAUGUCCUAUCUCAGGAACCACCGGAGUUGGCAGUAAAUAUGUCUUAUAAGGAACAACCUGAGAAGAUUUUGGACAGCAAGGUGGUGAAUCUUCGCAAUCGACCCAUUCACUACGUAAAGGUGAAUUGGUGCAACCACCCAGAGGAAGAAGCAUAUUGGGAAGCCAAUGUGGAGAUGCGAGCAAAGUAUCCACACUCGGAUACUGCUGCUAUGUACGCCGAAGAACUGUUCUCACUUGUGGUCAAACCAAGUUACAAGAUCAUAGACCAGUUCACAGGCUUGCCCGUUGAAGAGAUGUUCCUUAACCGGCUGUGGGGAAAAUUUGUCGAUGAUUUUGAUGCAGAUGGUGGUUAUCUGGCGGGUCUUGAGGCCUAG
Messenger RNA from Telopea speciosissima, 600 nucleotides. RefSeq lists its product as uncharacterized. The record is from RefSeq and is a predicted model, not a curated record. The coding region runs from base 1 to 600 and encodes 199 amino acids. NCBI's taxonomy places the organism in Eukaryota, Viridiplantae, Streptophyta, Magnoliopsida, Proteales, Proteaceae. The transcript is spliced from 3 exons.